Molecule: messenger RNA, 840 nt
Organism: Talaromyces stipitatus ATCC 10500
Lineage: Eukaryota; Fungi; Ascomycota; Eurotiomycetes; Eurotiales; Trichocomaceae
Exons: 2
Coding region: 1-840 (279 amino acids)
Source: RefSeq, a predicted model, not a curated record
AUGCGCUUAUUGCUACUCGCCGCGAUAUCCCCCCUUUUUCAGACCGUUACAGCAGUAACAGUCCAGAGUUACUGGAAGAUCCCCGAUGGCAACCAAAGUGAUUUCGCAUCGACAUACACUGAGGGAAACAUACUACCAACUGCAUGGAAUGGGUGGGAUUCUUCGUGGACAAACUAUUAUUUGAAUGGAACUACUAUCGCUGAUCUUUGGGUGACUUCGUAUAAUUUCAAGCAAUAUCAAUAUUCUCAGUACCCCACCGGUAAUGUCAACAUCUCGCAAGCCGGAUCCUAUAAUUGGACCAUCGAUGUCACCUCCACUGGUCUCGCGAACACCGCAGAAUACGUUCUACGCUUUAUCCAGCCAGGACAGACAUACAAUUCAAGCGCCCUUCAGAUCUCAUCCACUGGUUUCAUUAUACUGCCAAGCCAGGUGACGACGACGACGACGACGACACCAACCUCAACGAGCACACAGGCAUCAACUAGCACAACUAGUGUCAUCACACUAACACCGACAACAACAACGACAAGUGCAGCAGUUGACCCAUCUUCAUCAGUUUUAAAUAGUGGUGCCAAAGCCGGCAUCGGCGUUGGAGUGGCAGUCGGAGUCAUCGGUAUUCUUGCAUUCCUUGCAUUCAUAUUGCGACGCCGGGGGUACUUCACGCAGGAUAGUUCUGCAUUUUCAUCUUCAGAGCCGGAACAGAACUCUGUAGUAGAACCUGCCGAACUCAAUGCGACAUCUGAGGAAGCAAGCAAGAAUGAUUAUUUGCCAGUGCCUGUUCAUGAACUUUCUGGGUCUCCGCCGCUUCCGAUAGAGCUUGAUGCGAGCAAGACUUACUGA